GAGAAGACGGAGCUGCGGCCGAGAGGAUGCAGUGAAGAGCCUCCGAUCUCCAGGCCGGCUUUCAUAUACUAUAACGAGGAAGAUGAGCUUGAUCCAGGCCGGGCACGACGGCAGGGUAGACGGCGGCACUGGCGGCGGCUCCCCGAGGCUCCAGCAUUGCGCGCAGCCUCCCAGCAGCAGCAGCACCAUCACCACCACCAGCACCACCAGCAGCAGCAGCAGCAGCAGCAGCAGCAGCAGCCGGACCAAAGAUGCCAGAUACCAGCUCCAGCAGCAGCAGAGGCAUCACGGUGGGUCGAUGCUGAAACAACCGUCUCUCAACGAGCCGGCCGACGUCGUGAGACGCGCACUGGACUUCAAGUGCCAGGGCACCCAGUGCUACAAGGAUAAGAAGUACCGAGAGGCGAUCGGCAAGUACCACCGCGCUCUGCUGGAGAUCAAGGGGCUGUGCAGGGUGCUGGGGGAUCCGGACACCGGCUCCACCCCGUCCCCCCUCCUGCCCACCAUCAGCAAGUCCAGCAGGCUGACAGAUGAGCAGAAGGGAGCCAUGGAGAACGCAGAGCUGGAGUGUUACAACAGCUUGGCCGCCUGCCUGCUGCAAAUGGAGCUGGUGAACUACGAACGGGUGAAGGAAUACUGUCUGAAGGUGCUUCACAAGGAAGGGAAGAACUUCAAGGCCCUGUACCGAUCCGGAGUGGCCUAUUACCACCUAGGAGACUUCCAGAAGGCCCUGUACUACCUGAAGGAGUCACACAAACAGGAACCGUCAGACACCAACGCCAUCCGCUACAUCCAGUUGACAGAGAUGAAGAUUCGCCGGAAUGCCCAAAGGGAAAAGAAGGAGGCCACAUAAGCACUGGCUGUCUGAUGACUUCUCACCCGAAACUAAUUUCAGCCCAACCGUGUGCCACCCAGACCUUACACACCAUGAGUCAGAGGUCUUGGUGUGAAAAGAUAUUCGUUUGCUUUUGCCUUGCACAACAUCCAGGUUGCCAGUUAUGUGAUUGAACUUCAUUGUUGUGUGCUUGAAGCAUUUUUUCUUCUUCUUUUAAAAUUUAAAUCGCACCUGAUGCUGAGUGUCUGUCUCCAAAAAACGCCAAAAUUGCUCUAGUAUGAAUCCAUCCCAAGCAUUUUUUUUAACCAUUACAAACUGAUGCACUGCCAGUCCAAACAUUGCACAUACAGGCCGACACUUGUGAUAGAGACGGGAGCAACAAGUUCCUCAGAGUGAGUCCAGCAUGUCUGCAGGCGAGCGUAACUGCAAAUUAGCACGUUCCCUCGCACAAGAUGUCUCUUAAAGGGCACGGAGUAAAUGAGUAACAACCACCUACACCACCAUACUUUGAUUUUGAAAGUACAACAAAAGAUACGGUUUUUUUUAUACUCUCGAUUAUAUCUGAAGUAAAGGUGCUUUCAUUAAGGAGGUUUCUAACUCAGAACGUGUCGGCAAGAACAUCAAGAGCACAAGGGUGCUAAUUGCAGUAGGAACUUAAGAGACAUAUCACAACAUGUAAAUAGGCUACUUUCUAUGGAUCACGAAAAAUAUAAUGGAGAGACAAGCUAUUUGUGUUUAUUGA
Molecule: messenger RNA, 1577 nt
Organism: Anoplopoma fimbria (sablefish)
Lineage: Eukaryota; Metazoa; Chordata; Actinopteri; Perciformes; Anoplopomatidae
Product: tetratricopeptide repeat protein 9A
Molecular function (GO): protein binding
Source: RefSeq, a predicted model, not a curated record